GUUGAAGUGAUAUACUUCUCUCCAUUUUAAUUUAUAUUCUGCUCUUCAUCUUCCUACCGAUUCUCUCCAUUUCUUUGUGAAAAAAAAAAAAAAAAAAAAAAAAAACCAACAGGCCUAACAGCUCUGUAUGUGGGGGCACUUUCUAAAGAAAUUAUUCAUUUUACAGAACUUAUCCUGACAGCCUCUUCUUCCUGUUUUGAUUUACAAUGCUAGCUGCCUGAUGACUGAAUGACGUUCUGCUACCAGGCUAUUUAACUCAAUGCUGCAGAUAAUGGAUAUGAUUUAUGUUGCUGGGUCUCUCCCUCUACCCUGGUCUGCAAGAAUGAAAAUUGCUCUUGGCGCUGCCAAGGGCCUUGCCUUUCUUCAUGAGGAACCUGAAGGACCAGUAAUUUAUUGGGACUUCAAAACACCUAAUAUCCUUUUGCAUGCUGAUUACAAUGCCAAGCUUUCUGAUUUUGGACUAGCCUAAGAUGGUCCUGCGGGGGAUAAGACUCAUGUAUCAACCUGAGUGAUGGGUACCUAUGGUUAUGCUGCCCCUGAGUAUGUAAUGACAGGGCAUCCGACAUCUAAGAGUGAUGUCUAUAGCUUUGGGGUAGUUCCUCUUGAGCUGUUGACAGGCCGAAGAUCCAUGGACAAAAAUCGACCAAAUGGGGAGCAUAACUUUGUGGAAUGGGCUAGGCUGUAUCUUGGAGAGAGAAAAAGUUUUUACCGACUUAUAGAUCCUCACCUUUGUGGAUGCUUCUCAAUCAAAGGAGCAGAGAAAGCAAUUCAAUUGGCUGCUCAUUGUCUUAACCGUGAUCCUAAAGCCAGACCUUUGAUGAGUGAAGUGGUUGAGGCACUGAAGCCUCUGCCAAAUCUCAAUGACAUGGCUUGCUCAUCAUUUCACUUCCAAGCCAUGUGACUAGAGCAAGCAGGGUCCAUUGGACAUGCUAGAAAUGGCGGUAGACUGCAAAGAGGGUUCCCAUCUAGGAUUGUUCGACUGAGUAGGAGCAUUCCUACACCAAAUGGGCCUCAUGUUUCUCCAUAUAACCAUAAUCAUCUUCAUCGAUCACCCAAACCUGACGUUGGACAGCCUUCAGGUUGAGACUAUGCCUAUCUCCCUGCUCUGUUUCAUUUUAGUUUAUGCGUUUCUUCAUGGAGAGACAGAAGGAACGUUAGUGGGGCUUGGAAAUUAUGCUGGUAAGCCUGAUACGUUCCUUUUUGAGCAGAAGUGUACUAAUGGGCUCAGCACUGGAGAGAAACAUUGAGAGGGCUCUUUUGUAGCAUAUGCUGUGUUUGAAAAAGUUAAUGCUCUUUCUUUAGUGCUUGUCUAACAUGUCUUAUGCGAUCAAGGUUGAAGCAUUUGGGGACUAUAGUUUCCUUGUUACAGCAUGAUGGAGUCAGGAUUCUGUUAAAAAAAAUUACCGCCAGUUUCGUCUGCCGAGUUUUGAAACCCUGCAUCGGUGCAUUCAUGUGUUUCAGUACCAAAAAUUUGUAGUACUCUUGUUGGGAAAUAUACAAAAGUAAGGUGG
Rubroshorea leprosula is the source of this 1511-nucleotide messenger RNA. The record is from the annotation of a GenBank genome assembly. Lineage: Eukaryota; Viridiplantae; Streptophyta; Magnoliopsida; Malvales; Dipterocarpaceae.